UUCCACCGCAUCGGCCACCAUUCAAUUCACGUUUGGAGUCAUACCAGAUUCCGACAACUCACCAAAACGCCACCAGUCUGAUGUUCUGCCGCUCUGUUCUCCGUUGUCUGACUUCACUCGGCUCCUCCGCGUUCCGAAUCACGCCUCAGAAGCCUUCACAGCGCUGUCCCGCCAAUAGCAAGCCGCGCUUCGACUUUGUUAGCGGAUGUGCGCCAAUCUGUAACGCCUAUUGUCAGCCUCGCCCGAGACAUUCCAGCCAAGCUUCCCCUGGUGGGGCUGACCAACAUCGUGGAGUCGCUAUGUUCUUUCCUUUUCCUCUCCUCUCCUCUCUUCUCUUCAUAAAUUUAAUAUAAGACAGAUUUUUCCUAAUAAUUUUUGGAGACCGAUUUCUUUAUAUACAGCUUUCACAUCGCAGAGUUGGAAUAGCGGGGAUAGGGAUUGAGAUCUUGGAUUGCGACGAUGGUUGGCGUUCUGGCUCUUGCGAUCUUGGGGGUAACAGCGUACUUGACGCUGAAGGUGUCUUCCCUCCGAC
Molecule: messenger RNA, 532 nt
Organism: Hyaloscypha bicolor E
Lineage: Eukaryota; Fungi; Ascomycota; Leotiomycetes; Helotiales; Hyaloscyphaceae
Exons: 2
Coding region: 81-353 (90 amino acids)
Source: RefSeq, a predicted model, not a curated record